Molecule: messenger RNA, 3037 nt
Organism: Danio rerio (zebrafish)
Lineage: Eukaryota; Metazoa; Chordata; Actinopteri; Cypriniformes; Danionidae
Gene: gas1b
Product: growth arrest-specific 1b
Biological process (GO): regulation of cell cycle
Cellular component (GO): plasma membrane
Source: RefSeq, marked provisional
GUUAGUUCAACUUUUCCUACUACUUUGAUUUGAAUAAGACGCAGUGCGAGAUUGCAUUUGAGAUGUUUUGAUGUCAUUUAAACUCUUUGUUUAUUACUGGAUUACUGCAAACUGUCUCAAUGCGCAUCAAGAUACCUUGCACGUUUUGCCCUCGCGGCAGUGAGCAAAUGUGAUUCAUUUCAAGCAGUUGGAAGUUUUGUCCACUGUGGGAUUUCAGUGCGUGGAGAAGCAAACAUGAGCACCUUUACUAGCGUAAACUGGUUAACAACUCGCGACCAGGAGGGGGUAUGGAACAAGGGGAGCUGUUUGUGACAAUUUCUCUCGAGAAACCUGGAUUACGGACCAGCAAAUGGAAACAUUUGAUCCAGAAAGUUAACUUUUAAGCUGUUGCAUGCGGGCACAUGAAGGAAUGGCAAACUCUGGCAACUCAGUCACUCCCUGCCUGUGGAUAUUGUUUUUGUCCAUCGGCAUUGUGUUCUUUAAUGCUUUAUCCACCGCGUCUCCGACACACAACCAGCGUUUGAUAUGCUGGCAGGCUAUCAUGAAGUGCCAAGGAGAGCCUGAUUGUCAUUACGCGUAUACUCAGUAUGUUCACGCGUGCGAUCCGGUGAUAAAGGGCAACAAGAAGGUAUGUCCCAGCCACUGCAUUUCUUCCAUCAUUCAGCUCAACCUAACAGUGAACGGCCCUGCACUGGAGGACUGCGAAUGCGCCUCGGACACGGUGUGUAUGAUGACUAAGCGAGCCAUCGAGCCCUGCAUGCCCAGGACCAGCCACAUGGGCUGCACCGAAGCCCGCAAGCAGUGCGAGAAGGACCCCGAGUGCAAGACCGCCAUGCUGGACUAUCUGUACCACUGCAGGAAACUUUUCGGAGGAAACCGCUGCUCGGACGACUGCCGGACGCUCAUCGCCAACAUGCGCUCCAACCCCAAAGCACAGCUCCUGGACACCUGCGUGUGCGACGGUAACGAAAGGACCACAUGCGAGUAUGUCAAAUUCAGCAUGAAAAACUUAUGCUUUGGCGACGGUUAUGGCGGGAGUGGCUUUUCAGAUACCGAGGACGAUUUGGAGGAAGACUACGAGAUGGAUUAUGAGGACGAAGCGAGCCAUGCCCGGGAGUUACGAACACAAACGAGUUUGAUUGUGUUGUCCACCAUUUUGACCUUUUUUCUUGUACUGUAUUAAGAUACUGUUUUCAUAAUUUGGCCUCUGAAACUUGUUCCCAUCACAAAUAAUCGGGCUAAAUUUAAAAUUCAAUUUUAAUCUCAUACUUCCCUCAAUGCAACAUCUCAACGUUUUGACCUUUCUUCUCAGAAAAAAACUAUAUAAAACUUUAUAAAAAGAGUUUAUAUAGUUGUAAAUUUCAAGUUGUGCUAUUUAUUUGGUUUGUAUUGUUUUUAUUUAGGACUCUAAACUUACAUUUCACACUUUAGCCUACGUUAGUCUUGUGAGAUAUAACUCGGAUUUGUGAGAAAUAAACCCAGAAUUAUGAGAACGCAAACUCACAAUUGUGAGAAAUAUAUUUACAAUACAGAAGGAAAAAUGUUUAGACUCAUUAAGAGUAGUUAACUAGAAGUAAAAUUGGCAAGAAAAUUGAUAUUAUGCAAAAAAAAAGUAAGAAUUCUGAGAUGGUAACCCAAAAUUGCAGUAAGUGAGUAACAAAAAAAAGUUCUGUGGAAAAAAACUGUGGGUUUCCACCACAGUUCAAAGACAUGCACUAUAGGUGAAUUGGGUAAACUAAUUUGGCCUUAGUGUAUGAGUUUGUGUGUGAAUUGCGAGAGUGUAUGCAUGUUUCCCAGUACAGGGUUGCGGCUGGAAGGGCAUCCACUGUGUAAAUCAUUUGCUGAAAUAGUAGGCAGUUCAUUCAUUUUUGUCUGCAUAGGUAUCCACGUAUUUAUCCUGGAUGAAAAUAAACGGUAAUUUGGUUACUACAGCAAAAGUACACAUGCAUACGUUCCAUGAUCUGUAUUGGAUACAAGUAGCUUCUUAGCCUACUUAUCACUUAUCACAAAACAGGCUUAAGUUGUGCAAAAUGACAUUCUCGCACUGAAAAACCCAAAAAGUUAAGGUAACUCAAACUACUUGAGAAAACUGAUUGUAACAAACCAUUUGAGUUAAAAAAAAAAAACUUAUCCUAAUGAGUAUUGUGAACUUAAUAAGUACACAGUAAAACCCAAUAAAUGAAAUGACUCAAACCAACUGAGUACUGUAAAACCCAAUAAGUUAAGUCAACUCAAACCGUUUGAGGAAACCAAUUGCUACGAACCAUUUGUGUUAAAAAAACUAAACUAUAUGAGUACUGUGAACUUACUUCAUUUAAGUUGAAGUAAUGAGGUAUUUAAUUAACUCAUUACCUUCAACACUGAGUUCAAAACUCUUUUCAAAAGAGUAGAAUUAAUUUUCAGUAAAUUUGGAGUUAAAUACACUCAUUUCAUUUGAUAAAGUUCACUGUUGGGUUUUACAGUGUAUGAAAAACUAUUAGAGUGACAGAAUAGAAGCACCCCUUAAUAAGUGAUCAAAUAUUAUGCAUAAAGCAUUUCACCCAAUUUGCAGCCUUUCAUUAAGUGAUAUUUUUUUAUUGAGCAGAAGGUCUUGUCUUGAGUUUGUUGUUGUUGUAUGGUGACUUUUCUUUACAUCUGCUUUUGAUUAAUGUACAGGUACACUAGAGAGAUUGCCAACUGUAAAACAAAUCAGGAAAAGUGGUUGAGCCAGAAUCACAUAGCUAAAGGUCUUUCCAAAACCUAGUUGAGCUGCCAAAAUCUACACAGAAUGAAAAUACUCCAGUUGUCUUUGAUGUAAAAAAAAUAUGUGCUCUACUAUAUAUUAAGUUAUUUUGAACUAUAUGGUUGAAACCGUAGAUGAAAAUACUGGAAGUUUAUUUUUGUAUGAAAGAUUGUUUAAUGUAAAUUGUAGGUAAACAACAUAUUGUAAAUGUGUAUAGUGAUUCUGUAUCAUAUAAUUGUGUAAAAAAUGUUGAUAAUGCAGUGUAAACCUCACAAUGCUCAUAAAGAUUGCCUUCAAAUUAUUUCAAAGAUCAAA